This is a messenger RNA of Lachancea thermotolerans CBS 6340, 1521 nucleotides long. It is a transcript of the gene DIT2, whose product is annotated as putative cytochrome P450. Bases 1 to 1521 code for a protein of 506 amino acids. NCBI's taxonomy places the organism in Eukaryota, Fungi, Ascomycota, Saccharomycetes, Saccharomycetales, Saccharomycetaceae. Gene Ontology annotation, molecular function: monooxygenase activity; heme binding; oxidoreductase activity, acting on paired donors, with incorporation or reduction of molecular oxygen. The record is from RefSeq and is a predicted model, not a curated record. The transcript has a single exon.
AUGGAUCUCGUUAUUUUGGCGUUUUUGUUCUGCCUUAUCACAUUUGGUAUUUUGAAAAUUGUGCUACCACCAUGGAACUUUCCGAGAAAUAUCCCCACUAUCCCGUUUUAUGUCACAUUUUUGGCGACAAUAUGGGAUGUUGAUCAGGAGGACAUCUAUGAAAUUUACUUACGAGAGCCUCUUGAAAAAUACGGUGCUGUAAAGCUAUACUUUGGGUCACGCUGGAAUAUUGUGGUUUCUCGACCUGAGCUACUGGCACAGGUUUUCAAAGACGAAGAUACCUUUGCUAAGAGUGGGAACCAUAAGAAGAUUCCAUACGGGGUGAUUGCUGCAUAUACAGGCGAAAACGUAAUAUCUGCGCAUGGGGCGAUCUGGAAAACGUUUCGCCGAGCAAUUACACCUGGGUUGCAAAUCUUUGACCACACGCCAAUGAUCAAAAAUGCAGAGAUUUUCUGCUCUCUCAUCUCAAAACAGCUGACGACCAGUGAUUCCGAUAAUAACGAGAAAAUUCAUUUACAAUCCAAUGAACAACCAUGGGAAUUACAAGAAAAGAAGUCUGGUAUUGUUUUGAUGCCAGAACUUAUUCAAAGGCUUAGUCUUGCGAAUAUCUCGGAAGUAGCUCUCGGAUUUGAUAUCGAAACUCUGACAAAAGAAAAUUCCGAACUUCAUGUGAAAUUAAAGAACGUCAAAUCCCACAUAUUCAAGUCUCUAUACCUAAAUUUCCCUUUGCUUGACAAACUGCCUAUCCCCUCGCGCCAGCGAGCGAGACGGUUUGUCGAAGAUUUUAGGGAGUGCUUGAUGGAAGCGGUUGAGACCAAUCUGCUCCAAAAUUAUACUUUUGAACAGACAGCUUUUUCUUCCUCCGACCUCAUCCGCAGUUUCAACAAAGAGGAAAUCUCAAAGAAGCAGUUGAUUGACAACGUUGUAAUAAUAAUGGUGGCCGGCCAUGAGAAUCCACAACUUUUACUGACGACAUGCUUCUACAUGUUCGCCAAAAACCAAAAGUGGCAGAAGCUAGUUAGGGAAGAAGUUCAAGGUUGCGCUGUUGAAAACCUCUCAGAACUUCCUCUUUUGAACAGUUUUAUCUUUGAGUGUGUUCGCAUGUACCCACCACUGUCCCAAAUAAUAAAUCGCUGCACCUCAAAGCCGUGCCGACUGGGAAGAGAUAUAAUACUGCCAAGGGAUGUAUAUGUGGGCUACAACGUUCUUGCCACUGGUCGUCAGAGAUCAGCUUGGGGCAAAGAAGCUCAUCGAUUCAUUCCAGAGAGAUGGGGAGACAAUAUUGAUGAAAUUAUGAAAGAAUGGAAACACAGGAAGAAUACGUGCGCUAUGAGCGCGUUUCAUGGCGGGCGCCGUGCUUGUUUGGGUGAAAAGCUCGCAUUAAUGGAGGUGCGGAUAGCAAUGUCUGCUGCCCUUAAAGGCUUUGAGUGGUCGCUGGCGCCCAACUGGGCCGAUAAGGUGACGCCCGCAGGCCCCUUAUGCCCCGCAGGCUUGAAGGUGAAAUUCACUGAACUUGCUUGA